This is a messenger RNA of Klebsormidium nitens, 1994 nucleotides long. The record is from the annotation of a GenBank genome assembly. Lineage: Eukaryota; Viridiplantae; Streptophyta; Klebsormidiophyceae; Klebsormidiales; Klebsormidiaceae.
CCAGGAUCCUGUAGUUCGUGGCUUCUAGGUACCGCUUUUUGAAGUUUCGGCCGUCAGCGGGAUGCUUCCUGUGCUUGUCGAUUGCUUUCUUGAACCCAGGGGGUCCCCCCUUGCCGUCACUGAUUUUCAAAGGUGCAACUCUGCAAAGCUUUCUGCAGCGGCCGCAGCAAUCAUGGCAGUCAAUGGCGACGGCCAAGCUGGCAUUGGCAGCUCAACAGCCUGUGACUACAAGAGCCCGCGGACGUGAAGCCUGGCGGGGCCGCGACGACUUCCCUGUUUGUGCAGCCAGCCUGCAGACGGGGGUAUUUCUGCAGAGCAAAAGCAGCAUUAUCCUGCAAGCAUGACUUCCGUCGGCGCUAUGUCCUCAGAACAGACUGAAGACAAAGCAGCUCAUGAUCCUGCAGCAUCUACUAUGGAUCUUCGAAAUGACAAAAGGAGCCGCAGGAGUAGGGGCGGCGCGGGGUUGUACUUUGCAGGUUUUCUGCUUGUCAUCUUCCUGAUAUAUUCGAUAUAUCUUUUCUCAGCGUUCCUGGUCUUCUACAAUCAUCCAUCGGUCUCCAUGAACCAGAAUGAGGACAGCGAAUUUCGGGCUCCCGUCAUCUCGGCUUGCUCUUUCGAGGGCCCUUCGAGCAUUCCCCUGGACUAUGGCUACUUGAAGAUGUUCUACUCGUCAAGCCGAUACUUCUUCUUCAACUUUGGACCAAACUACCAGCGAGCAAGAGCGGAAGGAAAAUUUCCGGACUUCUACGAACGCAACAACAUCUCGGGGGACCGCAACAGUACGACCGUUCAAACAGGCUCGCCUGCAUCAGCUGACACGAGGAUCAGCACUUUCUACUGGUUGCAACCGAGCAACCUCGUUAGAAGCUCCGCCGGCGAGCCCGUCACUCCCCCACAAUCGUGGUGUAUCGUCUACUUCCCCAACCAAUUAAGACGGCGCACAACGGACCCGGAGCAAAUACUGCAGCCCCACGUGUCACUAGACUUUUCGCUGUCGUUUGGGGGACACGUGACGAACGACGUCAGGAACCUCAAGCCCCCAAAGGUCCUCCACUGGCAGUUCAAUGACUACCCGACCAACUCAUCCAACGACACUGCACAAGCAGACCUCCUCGCGGAUUUGCAGCACAGCGUAGACUUGAGCACGAGAAGCUUAUCAUCGUUGACCAAUGAGGAGAAACGUUCGUUGUACACAGCCCAAGGCCACGGGUUUGCGAAGCUGGUGGUUGGGAACUCGACGCAUGUCCUGGCGCUGAAGAAGAAUAAGCAAACGAGAAUCAAGUCCAAGCUAUGGCUGUUCGUCGGCUUUGGGGCAACAACCGAGCGAACGUUCUACACCAUCUCGUCAAUGUCGACCCUGAACCAAGUCGAGCCCCCUUUACCAGGCGUCGACGCUGCGACCGUUCAGAUGAGCCUACUUCGAGACAGCAACGACAUUUCCAUGCUAAGAGAACGGAGCCCUACGGUUGACAUCAUCUCCAAUAUCGGUGGUGCGUGGAACUUUGUUCCACUCGCGUACUGGGUCGCCGCUAUUUUGUUUGGCUUUCACCUCCGGAAUCUGACUGACGUGUUCGGUGACGUGGGAACAUGGGGCAAGCAAUUCUUCUUCACGUCACCCGAGCGGCCACUCGAGCAGACCGACGCGGAUAAUGGCGCGGAAAUAUCCCGCGGCUCGAAGUUGUUUGAUAGCUUCUCAACUAUGUCCGUAGAGUCCGAGCAGAAUGAGGUCGCUGAGACGCCAAAUAGCGUCUCGGAUAGAAGUGCGCCGCCAGUCAGAUCGUCGGAUGCUCAUCCGGUUGACAACGUAUAAGCGUCUACGAUUGGGUGCACCUCUAAACACCAGCGUAAAGAUUCGAUUCACCAUGAAGUCUAAAGUUCACAGAAGGCGUGAAUCAUCAAGCGCCAGAUACAGAAAGGCCCGAUCGAUUCGGGUUCAUUACAAAUAUUUUUAAAGGCUGCCUGGAGUCGAGGUAGUUAGACACAAUCGAAUCAGG